GGCUCCGCGCCGUCCCGCACCGUCCCGCCGGCGCUGUCCCGCCCGCCACGCUCCGCACCGCGCCGCCGGCACCGGGACACAGGCUCCCUGCCCCUCUCCAGCCCCAUGGCCUGCAAAGAGAGCGAGUACCAGGAUGAGCAUGAGAAAUGCAUCCCCUGCAGAAACUGCAUGCCCGGGCAGGAGCUUUCCAAGGAUUGUGGUGAUGGCAGCGGGGGGGAUGCACAGUGUGUUCCCUGCCCUCCCAGGAAGUUUAAGGACAGCUGGGGGCACCAUGGCUGCAAGCCCUGCCUCUCCUGCUCCCUCAUCAACCGCCUCCAGAAGUCCAACUGCACGGCGACAGCCAACGCGGUGUGUGGGGAGUGUCUGCCGGGGUUUUACCGCAAGGCACGGAUCAGCGGGCAGCUGGACUGGGAGUGCAUCCCCUGCACCAAGCAGACCCCCGCCUCUGAGCCUCAGUGUCGGUCCAGAACAAACCUGGUGAAGGUCGCCAUCCCCACCGUACCGCCACAGGACACGGCCCUUCUUGCACUGACCAGCAGUGCCCUUGUCAUCAUUGUGCUGGUGCUUCUGGCCCUCUCCAUCAUCUACUGCAAGCGGUUUUGGAAGAGCCAGUGCCAGCGGGUCUUCCUGAGGACUCGCAACUUCUCGGGCCAGCAAGGGAUGUUCCCGACCACAGCAGCACCUGGCAGAUUCCUGUGUGAGGAGCAGAUGUCUGGUCCCUGCUGCCUGGGUGUGAAGAACCUGAGCCCCUGCUACCAGCAGGCAGAAGGCCCCGUGGAAGCGGUGCAGUUCAUUUCAGAUGGGGAAGCCGUGGGGCUCCAGCUCCCCUCUCUCCAGACAGAGGUGGACUUGCCACCAGCCGUGGCAGUUGGUGCUGCCUCCAAAGCCCCGCUGGGCAGAAGCCUCCUGGAAAACCAACCCCUCAUCCGGGCCUCGGGCCACAGCGACCGCCUGGGGGGCGUCCUGCAGGGCCAGCCGGGCACGGCGGAGGCCGUGGCCCCCGUCUCCUCCUGUGCCUCCGAGAUGCAGCACAAGUGGCCCCACGCCCCGGUGGAGUGCACCGAGCUGGACCUCCAGAAGUUCUCCAGCCAGGCUGAGUUUGUGGGCGGCGAGCGGACGGAGGACGUGGCGAGCCGGGGGGUGCAGAGGAUGCCAGCGGAGAGCGGUGGCACGGGCCGGGCUGGGGUCUGGCGCCCGCCCACCGCCUGCCCCAGCCCCAUGACCGAGAGCGGGGAGCAGCCUGCAGGUGAUUCCCAGAGCCUCAUAGCUCAGAUCAGCAGCACAGCUAAGGGUCUCCCGGUAGCAGAGCUGCCCCAUUCCUUGGUGCAGUCACUUGCCUUCCUGCUGGACCCUUCCUUGAAUGAUGUGAAGAACUUCAGCCACGUGGCACUGGAGCUGGGAGUCAUGCCCCAGUUCCUGGGACGGAUAUCUGGAUUUGAGCAGCUCAUCGCUCACUUGGCCUGCUCGGGAGCCGCCGUCACCGUCCCGCUCCUGGCCCGAGCCCUGCAGCGGCUCCAGCGCUUCGAUGCUCUGCUCCUGCUCUGUGACCACUUCAUGCUCAGCCAGGCGCGGGGCCACCAGCGCUAGAUGGGAUGGAGGAAGCUGCAGGCACCGUGUGUACUGGUAUGGGAGAGGAGCUGGUAGCCCUGUGGUCACAUAAUCUCUCUGAUGUGCACGUGGAGAGGCUCUGGGGAUGGUCUUUGCAUCACAGAACAGAAGGACAUGAGGGGGAGCACCCCUCCUUGGGGCAGUGCCGGGGCCGCAGCCGUGGCCUCAUGCUGGAGGGUUCUCUCAGGCUCCUCUGAGGCUGUUUUUCUCUGGUGUGGGGACACCCUUGCCUGGCUGCAGAGGGCUGACAGCCAUUGUGCUGCCCGUGCCGUGGUGCUCUUGGCCUUGCUUGACCAGGGGGCUUGGACUCUGUGGGCAGCCACCUCCCUCUAUCCAUUGCCUCCCUCCCAUUCCAGCUUUCCCAUCCUUCCUCUGGCCUGUGCUCUGCUUUCCUGGGUGCUGGUUGCCCCUUUCCCGGUUUACUUUUAUCCAGAGACGGUCCUUGGCACAGGGCCUGGCCGUGGCUGCUGUGCCAGGCUCCAGCCUCGUCUCCCUGUGCUGCCCUGGUGCCUUCCCCUUUGUGUCCUUUUUGUGAAGCGGUGCAGUUUUCAUUCAGGAGUCUCAGACUGAUCCCCGGGACAUGCUGCCCUCCGUCCGUGUGACAGUGCAGUGCCGUGGCUGCUGGCCUGGCAGGGCGCUGGCCCCCUGCCCAGGCUCCUGCCGCGCUGCCUCUGAGCCCAGGGCUCUGCCUGCCACCCUGCCCUGCGCUGCCUGCCACCCUGCCCUGCUCUGCCUGCCACCCUGCCCUGCGCUGCCUGCCACCCUGCCCUGCUCUGCCUGCCACCCUGCCCUGCUCUGCCUGCCACCCUGCCCUGCGCUGCCUGCCACCCUGCCGUGUGCUGCCUGCCACCCUGCCGUGUGCUGCCUGCCACCCUGCCCUGCUCUGCCUGCCACCCUGCCCUGCUCUGCCUGCCACCCUGCCGUGUGCUGCCUGCCACCCUGCCGUGUGCUGCCUGCCACCCUGCCCUGCGCUGCCUGCCACCCUGCCCUGUGCUGCCUGCCACCCUGCCGUGUGCUGCCUGCCACCCAGCCCUGCGCUGCCUGCCACCCAGCCCUGCGCUGCCUGCCACCCAGCCCUGCGCUGCCUGCCACCCUGCCGUGUGCUGCCUGCCACCCUGCCGUGUGCUGCCUGCCACCCUGCCGUGCCGCAGCCCAGGGUGGCAGACGCAGCCUCCGGCCGUGCCCUGGACAGCAGCCAGCACCGGGUGGCAGCAGGAGGCUGAAGCUGUGACCGUGGCUGUGGCACAGCGGUGCCAUCCCGGUGCCAGUCUCGGCAGAGCUGGCUUGUUUUAAAAUCUUUUCGUUUCCUGCCUUAAAAUGGCCUGAUUUUCCCAUCACGGGAGCAGCAGCGGGGGCGGGGAGCACCCUUGUAAUUCCUUCCCGGAGGAUUUGUCGGAGCUUGCACCGGUCCCGCCCGCGCCAGGCACCUCCGUCGGGCUGCCGAGCCCCGGGGCUGGUGGCUGCAGGCGUCGGGGCCGCUCU
Molecule: messenger RNA, 3090 nt
Organism: Colius striatus (speckled mousebird)
Lineage: Eukaryota; Metazoa; Chordata; Aves; Coliiformes; Coliidae
Gene: EDA2R
Product: ectodysplasin A2 receptor
Exons: 9
Coding region: 106-1587 (493 amino acids)
Biological process (GO): positive regulation of JNK cascade; tumor necrosis factor-mediated signaling pathway; positive regulation of canonical NF-kappaB signal transduction
Cellular component (GO): plasma membrane
Molecular function (GO): tumor necrosis factor receptor activity; protein binding
Source: RefSeq, a predicted model, not a curated record